GAGAAAACACGCCGAAGAGGCGGUGAGGUGGUCAGUGCAGUGAAGUGGUGGUGAUGUGGGAGGACGACGAGGAAGAGGGAGGGGCGAGUCGCAAGGCAUGGCAUGGCACGGCAAGGGCAAGGGCAAGGGCAAAUGAGCUUAUGGUAACAGGCAGGCAGGCUGGUAACAACAAGAAGGGCGUUCGAUUGCCUUUGCCGCUGCUGUUGUAUCUUCGGCUGCUGGUGCUGCUGUCCGAGCGAAAGGUAAGCGUGCGAGAAAGGAGCGAGAGGAGGUGACGGAUGGUGUGGAGGAGGAGGAGCAGCAGCAGGAGCUCGGGUCGGAUUGUGUGGUCGAGUCUCGGACGUUGGGUCUCGUAUUGAUGGGGGCUCCCCGGGAAUGGAAAUGGAAUAUCGCGCCACGAGCUGAAAUCGGCACUAUUUUCGGUUCGGCCCGAGAGCGAAAGUGAGCGUGUGCAUUGACACCGGAGAGGCGAGCGGCUCAGGAAUUGCGUGGGGACCGAUUGGAAUGAAGGGAAGAUGGCUUGCCUGCGGACUUAGGGAACGGGGAUAUGGAAAAGCCUACUGAAGGCGGCUAGGGGGCAGGGCUUGCAGGGGCGAAGGUGCCAUUUUUCUCACAUUGCAGAGUUCAGGUUACAGUGAUAUUACUGGAUUGUUGGACUUGAUAGCAGUCUGGACAGUGGAAAUGGAGGCGUAGGAAUUAAGUGAGUGAGACUAAUUGAGCUGUUUGGUCUCACUCAGUGCAUAGAUCCGGUCGCUAGCAGGGAAAGGGACAUGGGAAUGUAAUUAAUAUACUGAUUCAUAUAUACAUGGGAGCAGCCUGGAUGUAGUACGGGAUAACAUGGGUGUGAACGUGGAUUAAUUGGUCACUACAAUUGCGAAUUUGCUUUCGGACUCGCAAUUGCAUAUAUGAUUACUUGCUUCAAGUAAUCAGUAUUUGAAGCAAGUAACAUAAAAGAAUUAGCUCACUGCUAUCGACUGCUAAGAAGAUUGGAGUUAGAUGGGGACGGCUCACGGGGUACACUGAGUCCAAAUUCCAAGAAACGUUGUUUUAUGUUUGUGUUUUUCCAUCUGUCAAUCAAGAGACAGUUGCUAUUUGGACUACCCCUGAUGCGGAGCUUCAUAUUGGCGGAACUACAGCGUGGUUUGAUUGAUGACUCCGAGUGGAAUCCUUGCCAAAUUAAGUAGCUACAGCCGACUCUGAGCAAGGCUUUCAUCUGAGGAAGCAUGGCUCAACAAGCCACUUCGAACGUGGAGCUUGAGGCGGCCAAAUUCUUAGAGAAAGUUGGGCAAGACUUCAAGAAUGAGCCGAAGAAGUUGGCCACCAAGCUCUUCACAAUAUGUAAACACAUGAGGAUUAAUAACAAAGAGGACACUCUUCCUUUUCGAAUAAUAUCAAGGGCCAUGGAAAUUGUGCUUCUACAGUAUGGUUUGGAUCCGAGUAUAUUCAAUUCUUCUAAUCAAGGAGGGCCAGGUGGAUCCUCCCAAGGUGACAGCCCUACUUAUGGAGGUCCAAGGCCUCCAAAUGUAGAGAAUCGCCAGUCGGAUCAAGAAUUUCCUGGAGAAAGAUCAAUGGUAGACCCUGGUGGUGGUUUACAACAUGGAUUUUCUGGACCGGGAGGUUCAAGAUUUGGAGAUACUGUUUUUAGGCGACAAACGCCGGAGUCCAAAUCACACUCACAGGGUCAUCCUAGUGUGUCGGGAGACUUCCCUUCAGCAGGGACUUCGAGAUCAACAAGGGCGCACGAUGGUGCAAGGGAUUACUCGAACGAACCUGGUAUGAGAUUGGAUAGUUCUUCAAACGCUUCUGGAGAUUCGAGGAUGCAGGUUCCAGUAGGAAGCAGUAGACUAGACAAAUCCCCAAUGGUGAACUCUAUGCAAGGUCAGCCAUCUUUUCCCAGAAAUAGUGUUCCAUCAGAUACGACCCUGCAGGGUAAUCAAAAAGCACUAGACUGGGCAACUUUGGGAUACAAUCAAAUGGGUGAUCCCAGAGGUGGAGCUGGAGGUCCAGCAGCAGCAAUGCUGAACCGAAGUAAUGCUUCCAAAGUUACGAAAAGGAAGCAACUAGACAUUGAUGACUCUGACGACGGGCAAGCACGCAAAGCCCAACGCAGGAGUAUAAUUGAUAGUGAAAUUGGAGAUGAAGCUGAUACUGCUGAGGCUAUUGAUGAUAUAGGCUCUUCAGCAAAUCAAAGGGAUGGAGGAUUUUUAUCUCUAUCAUCUGUGCUGAUUCGCCCCCAAGCCCAGGCUGUCCAAGGUCCAAGAGGUGCAGCUCAGUCAAGUGGAAAUGAAAACGUUGACGGGCAAAGUGAAUUAAGAUCAGGGUUAUCUACACAUGAGCAACUCGAGGUUGGACGUCAGUUGGAUCUUUCACAAGGGAGCUUGCGAGGUGCUGAAGGCAAAAUGACCUCGACGGAGAACGCAGGGACAUCUUCUGAAUUUGGGCGGGGUAUCUCUGCAUUCAAAGUUGCAGGAUCAAAUACCAGGAUAGGACCACACGGAGCCCUUGAUACCAAACUUCAUCAGGGCCAAAAUGUUGGAAACUUACGAUCCACUCAGGCGACGAAUGUUGAAGGACGAUCUAGUACUUUUUCUGCAACUCACGGUAGUGGUCAACCGUCUCAUCAAGCAAGUGUCUCACGCAUGGACCUUGGUACCUCCAGUGUCAGAGAUGGCGACGAAGAUUCAGAAUCUGAAAGUGAGGAUGAGUUGGAGGACUCACCAGCGCGUGAUCUUGGCCCAAACAGGGGAGUUUCUGAUGGUCAAACUCUCCCUUUUAAAAUGAGUAGUGGAGGUAGAGGAGCAUUUAGCUCCUAUUCAGCAGUUCGAACUUCUCAGCAACAAUCGGGAGGUGCAAGUCCUCAAGAGUCUCCCAGCAGGCCGGCUAUGAAAUGGGACCUCCUAAACUCACAGCAACAGCGUUCAAGGGGUGAAAACACAAAUGCAUCUGAUGAUACUCCCGAGAGGAUUCAGUUUGGGAAGAGUAUCAAUUCGGGAACUUUUCCCAUGAGGAAGGACACGCUGCCUGUAGACUUCUCAAUCAGUUCGAGUUUUGUUGACAGUGAGAAGGCCAUGAAGGGAAGUAAUUCUGGAUUGCCACAAAUGGUCAUUGGAGGCAAAGCUGGUGCUGUUAAUACUCCGUCUAUGGGGGGAAUAACCCUUGCACCUGGUGAUGGGAUAAGUGACGGCCAGCAGGCCAGGAUAUCAAGCAGGGAGUCAGGGCUUAAAGCCUCAAUGAAGGAUUCAGUUUUUGAUUCUGAGUCUGGACUAGAUGAUGGAGGAGGAGAUCAGCAAGCAACAGACAGUAUGAGGUCAGAGGCUUCUCAAUCCGGGUUACCUUUCUCAGAUUACCAGAUGAAGCAGUUGAGGGCACAGUGCAUGGUGUUGCAAUCUUUCAGAAAUAAUAUGACUCCAAAGAAGACGCAACUAAAUUUGGCCCUACACAAUUCCAAACGCAGAGUUCCGACCGGAAAGAAGCGGAAAAUGGAAGCAGAUGAAGAAAGUACACCUUCAGAAGGGGGAGGACCAGGCUUGACCGAUCAUACCAUGAACAGUGACAAGGUAGAUUAUGACGGACCAAGCAUUGACAAACCACAGGUGUCCGAUUCAGGCGACGUAUCCAAGGCUGAUGGCACGCCUGAUGUGUCCAAAAAAGCCCGUUUAAGGAAAAGGUAUCCGCGCAUUGAUCCAAACCUCUCUGCUGAAGAGAGGAGGGCGGUAAUUGCAGAGAGGAGGAGGCAGACAAUUGCAGAACGUGAAGCAGAGGCGCAGGCUGAAGCUCAAGCCCAAGCAAGGUCUGCUUCAGUGAAGGAGAUUCCUUUCCCUGUAACUGAAGAUACAACACAGGAUUCUAAGCUGUCUGAUGGAGCCAAUGUGGCAUCCAAUUAUGCUCCAAGUAAACCACUUGAUACCCAAAUGGAUGCAGGGAAAUCCACUUUGAGCCGAAAUGUGGGGAGUGGGAAUUUCGGUCAAGUGACUCCAGAGCCUGAAAACUUAGGCAGUGGUGAUGGAGGAGGCAGAAUCCUUAGAUCAACCCUUGGGCUCCCGUCGCAGUUACCUGAGGGAAUUCGUCCAGUUGCCAUGAUACCCAACUCUGGACAGGAUUCCAGAACCUUCACUUCAAGCGCAAGCGAUAGUCAGUCCCGUGAAGUUCAGUACUUUCAAGAGGGGAAAAUAGAAAGGUUGAAGGGAAGUAUGCCUCAAGGGGGAAUGACUGGAGCGUCAGGGGAUAUGGUCACAGAUACUCCUUCCACUUCUUCUCCCUACAAAAACCAAAUGGUUCUUUUACCUAAUGGUGAAAUAGUGGGGUUAGAGGCCGUAAUGCAAGCUGCCCAAUCCUUCAAUCCUGCCAUGAUCAUGUCGCAGACUCCUGCGGCUGGGAAAAUGGCUCCUAGUCCUAUGCGUGUGAAUGGGUCCGGCGCUGUGCAGUAUCCUCCAAAUUACGGAAGAAUGUACUUCAACUCACAUACGGUGGGUAAUUCAGUUGCUACAAACAGUGAAGCUUCUAAUGCGCAACAGGUUGCCCUGGAGUCUCAGAGAAAUCAGUACCAGGGGAUGCAAAUGUACGCAGAGAAUAGAAAUGGGAACGCUGUCCCUUCUGAAGACGAAGUGGACGAUAUGCCACCUCACAUUCCAGUCUACUUGACUAAGCCUCAGUUUACUACAAUCAUGAAAUGGACUCUUGAUGAACAUAAGAGGAAGUCUGUUGUUGACAACAAGUGGGCGGAGAAGCAGAGGAAAACAGAAGAGAAAAUCAGUUCUCGGUUCCAUCUCUUGAAGGAAAUUGUGAACUCAUCAGACGACAUCUCUACCAAAACAAAAAGUGUGAUUGAACUGAAGAAGCUGCAAGUGUUACAACUGCAGCGCUCUUUGCGCAGAGAUGUUCUGACCGAUUUUUUCAAGAACAAUGGUCCUGAUCUCGCGGCGCUGAGGUCCAUGAGAAGAAGUAGGCCAGGGAGACGUCUGAAGCAGCUAGAGAAGCUUGAGACGAAACAGAAAGAAGAGAGGCAAAGGCGUAUUCGCGAGAGACAAAAAGAGUUUUUCCGGGAGGUUGAAAUUCACAAGGAGAAGUUGGAGGAUUGUUACAAAGUAAAGAAGGAGCGGUGGCGUGUCAUUAACCGAUACGUCAAGGAAUUCCAUAAGAGAAAAGAACGAGCACAUCGAGAGAGGAUCGAAAGAAUUCAGCGAGAAAAGAUUAAUUUGCUUAAGAACCAUGAUGUGGAAGGUUAUCUACGAAUGGUGCAGGAUAAAAAAUCAGAUCGAGUGGAGCAACUUUUGAAAGAAACAGAGGCAUAUCUUGAGAAGCUUGGUGUGAAGCUUCGCGAACAAAAAGACAGCACGAAGGGGAAGAACAAAGAUAGUGUUGUCGAGAUGCAGUCAGCUGCUGAGGUGGUCGUUGGGAGAGAUCAGACUCAGCACUAUUUGGAGAGCAAUGAGAAGUAUUAUCUACUAGCACAUAGUGUAAAAGAAGUUAUUGACGAUCAGCCACUUUACCUCGAAGGAGGGAAGCUGCGAGAAUACCAGAUGAAUGGUCUGAGAUGGAUGGUCUCACUGUACAACAACCGGUUGAACGGUAUACUGGCAGAUGAAAUGGGUUUAGGGAAGACCGUGCAGGUUAUUGCGCUGCUUUGUCAUUUAAUUGAGAAAAAGCAAGAUCGAGGCCCUUUUUUGGUGGUUGUACCUUCUUCUGUCUUGCCCAAUUGGUUGUCAGAAGUUACUCGCUGGGCCCCUAAAGUGACCAAAGUCGUCUAUGCUGGAGCUCCUGAAGAGCGACGUCGGCUUUACAAGGAGGAGGUCCUUCAGCAGCAAUUCAACGUCCUUAUAACUACUUAUGAGUUUUUAAUGAAUAAGCAUGAUAGGCCUAAGCUGAGCAAGAUUCCUUGGCACUACAUCAUCAUUGACGAAGGUCAUCGAAUUAAAAACGCUUCCUGCAAAUUGAAUGCUGAGUUAAAGCAUUAUCAGAGCAGCCACAGGCUAUUGCUCACUGGAACUCCAAUUCAGAAUAAUCUCGAAGAAUUGUGGGCUCUUUUGAAUUUCCUAUUACCGAGUAUCUUCAAUUCUUCUGAUGACUUUUCGCAGUGGUUUAAUAAGCCAUUUGAGAGCGUGUCGGAUAAUACUCCUAAUCAGGCCUUAUUAACCGAAGAAGAAAAUCUUCUCAUUAUCAAUCGUCUACAUCAAGUUCUUCGGCCGUUCAUGCUGCGAAGACUGAAGCAGAAGGUCGAAAACGAGCUACCAGAAAAGAUUGAAAGACUUGUGCGUUGCGAAGCAUCUGGCUAUCAAAAGCUUUUGAUGAAGCACGUGAAGGAAAAGCUGGGCUCGCUCGGAAAUGCGAAGGGAAAGUCAAUACAGAACACCGUCAUGGAACUGCGGAACAUCUGCAAUCACCCCUUCAUCAGUCACUUACAUACUGAAGAGGCCGAAACACUCAUGCCUGAACACUAUCUUCCUCCCAUAGUUCGUCUGUGUGGAAAGCUGGAAACGCUUGACCGGAUAUUACCAAAAUUGAAAGCCGCUAAUCAUCGAGUUCUCCUCUUCUCAACGAUGACAAGGCUGCUGGACGUCAUGGAGGACUAUUUGAUCUGGAGAAAUUACCGCUACUUGCGGUUGGAUGGUGGGACUGGUGGAACUGAGCGUGGUGCACUUAUUGAGAAGUUUAAUGCACCCCAAUCAGAAGCAUUUAUUUUUCUUCUGAGCAUACGAGCUGGAGGUAUCGGAAUAAACUUGCAGGCUGCAGAUACCGUUAUCAUUUUCGAUACUGAUUGGAACCCUCAGGUUGACCUGCAAGCUCAAGCAAGAGCUCACAGAAUCGGUCAGAAACGCGACGUUCUUGUAUUACGUAUGGAAACGGUUCACACUGUAGAGGAGCAAGUAAGGGCAGCCGCGGAGUACAAAUUAGGUGUCGCAAAUCAGAGUAUUACAGCUGGAUUCUUCGAUGAUAAUACGAGCGCCGAAGAUAGGCGAGAAUACCUCGAAUCUCUUCUCCGGGAAAAUAAGAAAGAGGAGGUAGCGCCCGUAUUGGAUGACGAGGCCCUCAACGACCUCCUAGCUCGAAGCGAUGCCGAGAUCGACAUUUUUGAAUCGGUCGACAGGCGAAGGAUUCAGGAAGAGCAGACCUUGUGGGAAAAAUGUAAAAGGUCGAGAAACGGUCAGGAGAUUGUUCCCCGCCCACCGCGUUUGGUAAUGGAAAGCGAGCUUGCCACUUUCUUGUCUGCAAUCCAAAAAGCGAACUUGGAGAAAGCUGUGGAACGACAAAAAGCCACGGAUAUCACUGCCUACGGGCGGGGUAAGCGUGCGCGUGAGAUUCGUUCUUAUGGAGAGCAAUACUCGGAGAAGGAGUUUGAAAGAUUGUGUCGCGUCGGGGUUCCUGAUAUGGAGAAGAAACCUGAUGCAGGCAGGGGUCGGGGACUCCGGAAAGGUAAACUAGGAGAGGAUAUGAUGCCUCAAACUAUUCCUGAGCCUGUAGUUGCCGAGGAGGUUGUUGAAGAGGCGUCUGAGCUUGUUUCUGUGAAAAAAGGUCGGGGCAGGCCGAAGAAAGGUGCUCUAGUCCCGUCUCCAUCUGGUUCACAAAAGGUGUCCUCCAUUAAUCGUGUAAGUCAGAGUGAUUCGGUCCCAAAGGUGGGGAACAUUGGUAGUCCUGCUGGGUCGGGAGUGGUGCCUAACUCUCAAGCUUCGGCACUCAUGAACGAGACUAUCCAGGCCAUUAGGGAAAUUGCCGCAGGUGCGUCUGCCACGAGCAGCGGAGUGAUUGAAAAAGUGGAAGGAGAGAAAACGAGGUCUCUUGCGUCUUUGCAAGAAAAAGAUAAGCUCUCUGUCAGUGAUAAUCAAAGGCUCGUGCUUGGGCAACAAAAGGAGAAAACGUCUUCUAUCUCUACAUCAUUUUCAGUGGUUCCUUCUCAAAGUGCUCCUUCUAGUAGCACUAACUCGGAAACGAAUAAGCUCUCCAAGGUACUGGAUGAAUCUCGUCAAGUAAGCACAGAUGGGUUGUCAACUGUUCUGUCUGACGUACAACCUCGCGCCCUAGUUACACCAGUUUCUGCCCUGGGUAAAGCAGCAGCUGUGGAACCAAUCAGUGUUGGGAGAUUUGGUGUUCUACCUACGAAGGACGGCAGUAAGUUGACGAACUCUGGUAAAGAGAGAGUAUCUGCCAUCACCACAAUGCCUGUUUCUUUCUCUACACCGUCUGUUCCAGCUUCGAAAGCAUUGGCAUCUAGAGGAGCUCAGGGUGGUAGUGAGGUUAAGGCUGGUUCUACAGGCAAGUUGACUGAAUUUCUUGCAAGGAGAGCUGCCGCAAUGGCUACCUCUGUGUCUUCUGAUACUGGCAAGCUACCCCCUGUAAUUCCCACGGUGAAUGUUAGCAGCCCUGCCCCGGUUGUCAAAGGAGGUCCAAAACCGAGGUCUAGUGCAAAGACUAAGAAGCAAGGGACCUCUUCACUGGCUCCGUCUGUUGUUCCUGCUCAGGCUAAAGUGCAGACCAGUACGUCACUAUCGGAUUCAUUGUUAGCGGCUUCAGCAAGACUACAAACCGUUUCUGCUCCACUCCCUCUAUCUUUGAGUUCGCCCUCUGCGGUGACGAGAAUGCAAGCCAGUAUUGCAGCCCCUUCUUCUAUGGGUUUAUCCUUCGUGCAGACCAGCUUGGAGUCCACUCCAACUUUGUCAGUUCCGUUGCCGUCAUCCGCUGCUUCCAACAAGUUGCAAAGUAGCAGUGCCGCGUCUUCUUUGUUGAGCUCGUCUCCUUUAACUUCAAAGCCCACAAGUUCUGCAGGUGUGUCUUCUUCUUUGAAGUCAUCAUCCGCACACGCCAGAUCUCAAGGUAGUGGAUUGGCGUCUUCUUUGAGUUCAGUUCCUGCAUUGAGUAAAAUACCAAGCAGCACUGGAGGUACACCAGAAGGAAGUAACGUGUCUGCAAAGAUAUCGUCGCCGGGUGUAAGCACACUUCUUUCCUCUUUGGCAUCACCCUUGGCUCAGACGAAAUUACCAAUUCCAGCUUUGCCAACGUCGUUGGGAUUGACCACAGUGCAGACAAGUACGGCUGUUAUGCCUUCUCCGAGUUCAGCAACAGCUCAAACAAAAUCCCAGUCCACAACUGCUGUAUCAAGCUCAUUGGGUGCAUUGGCUGGAAAGAGCAAGUCUCAAGCAAGUGGAGGCGUGUCUUCUCUGUUGGGUUUAUCCUCAGCGCAGGGAAAAUCGCAAUCAACUGGUACUUCUUCAUCCACUGUGAGCAUAUCUCCUUUGCAUGUAAAGACUUCUGCAAGUGCGACGACAUCUACGCCGUUGGUUUCACCAUCAGCUCAAGCAAGACUACCGAUUAGUGCCGCAAUGGCUACGUCUUUGGCUUCUCUCUCUGCAUACACACAGAGUGGUAAGACUCAGGGCCUGGCCAUCGCUAAACCCGUUCAGAGUGGUGUGGAUGGGCGGCUUCCUCCAACUGGUACUUUUCAGCGGCUUAUGGACGAAGCUCUUGGGCGAAGACUUCCUCUCGUAUCACCUGCUGAAGUGGGAAGAGCUCUUGCAGCAGAUAUUGCAGCAAUGCAGCCGCUGAAAUUGGCACAGAGGCCACAGGAUCCUCUAGCUAGAGAUAAAUCACAGAGUGCCAGUGUCGCAGCCGGUUCUUCAACUGCAACAGAAGCGCUUACAGGAAAACGACCACUUCAAGGUGCCACUGAAGGUCGAGCAUCCAAGUCUCAGAAGUUACCUUCAGGUGGUGCUGCUGGAAAGGAGAUCGGACUAUCACCAACACCAGUCGGGAUGGCUGUUGUCACUGAUAGUUUGAGGCUGGCCACCACUGGAGCUAUGGCUUUGCCUUCUAGUCAGUCCGUGAAAUCAGUUGCCACAGAUUCUUCAAGGUUGACAAUUUCUACUCUGGACAAGACUUCACAACAGUCUUCCCGACAGCAUGGCACGCAAAUAAAGGAAAAAGCUCAAGGCAGUGCUGGGCUGUCUGGGCAGACUAGUGCAAGGGAAGCCACUACGGCUGGUAAACUCGUCCAGAAUAACUCUGAUGGUCCUGCCAGUGUCUUUCAGCAAAAGUCUUCUCGAUCAGGGAAAGAUGUGAGUUCCAAAGGAACUUUAGAUGUGACUUCAAAUGAUGGGAAUAGGGCUGCACCAACAUCUAAAGCUCAAAGAGCACAAGGUUUGCAAAGCAAGGAUAACACGACAACUGGUACUUCUGAUGCCGUCCUAUCUGCUACGAACAUUUCUUCCAACCCUGGGAAAGCAACAACCGUUGCUAUUGUUGACAGUGGCAAACAACCGUCAUCUAUCCAAACCCAACCUGCGAACUCUGUCGCGAAGGUCGGAGUACUCUCGCCGGUUGCUGCUCCAGAAAAAGCGGCGGUGGGUCUUUUAUCUGAAGGUAGCAAAGACAAGGCUGUUCCUACCUUCUCUUCUGGUGUUACAACAGCUGAACAAGGCAAGUUGAAUGUCGAUGAACGAGGCAGUGAUGUGGCUGGUCAAAAGGCUAUGCCUGCAAGCAAAGUUGAGACUGGAAGGAAGAGAGCCGCUGCAAGAGCAGCCGCAAGAAGAAAAGCAUCUGCUCAGAGUUCAACUGCAGCUGUGAAGGCGGCAGUCGUGGAAAAGCCAACCGCAGUGCAAGACAAUGCGACCAGUCUAGCAGAAAAACCUGUUGUUGGUGGAAGCACAGUGGGAACUUCUAAUGCCCAAGUUCUCCAAUUAGUAGAUACUGGGAAGCAAGUUGCCGGGCAAUCUCUUGCGGCGACGGCUACUAAUUCAGAAGCGUCGAAAGCCGCCCCUGAAGUACGUAGCAAGUCAUCCGAUCCUGCCGCCGUCAUGGCGAAGGCACCAGAACUUGGAAAGUCGACAAUGUUGUCACUGUUGGAGCGGGGGAAACAGGUACAGGCGCUGGCUUCGAAAAUGUCUGAGAAUCCUCUGGAUAUAGUCAAAGUAGCUGGAGGAGCGAAGUCAGGAACACCGUCUCUAAUGGAAAGAGGGAAACAGAUUCUGGCCCAGGCUUCUGAAGAAUUUCGAAGCAGUACCAAGUUACCUGAAAUUUCUUCCGUCUCCAAAGCUGUUGAAGCGGGGAAACCAGGAGCUCUUUUGACGCUGGGCCAGAGUAAGCAAGGUUCUGCCCAUGCUUAUGGCGAAGGGAGUAAAGUAUCUGGAGCUCAGAGGCCGGUAGACCUUCCGAAGGAUGAGAACCUUAAGCGACCAGCUUCACAAAACUCAGAAGUGGGUUCCAAACCGCUAGUACAGGAUAGCCAGGCUACGAAGGCGGCUACUAACCAGCGGUGGAAGAAGUCCGCGAGGAACAGAGACAAAGUGCCCAGUGGUGUAGUAGUUGGUCCCUCCCAGUCUGUACUUCCUCUUCAAGACAAAGCCCUGGAAAGUGUUGAAGCAGCGAAAGUUGCUAAGAUCAAUGUGGCUCCGGCUAAAACUGCUGUAAAUCUUCCUACUCCUGCGGCUACUAGUGAACCCAGCAAAAUCCUGUCAGCGGUUGCACUGCAGGCAACAACGCCAGCUCAGUCUCUGAAAGGAACGACUAGACCUCAGUCCGGUAAGCGAAAGUUGCAGCAGCUUUCAAGCAAGGUUCCCGCAGCUUCAAGCAGUCAGAUCACCUCAAAGUCCGUUGAGAUCUCUCGGGAGACUCAGGGCUCGAACUCGGAGAAGCCUCAAAUCCCCGCGAGAGUGAGUUCUGAUGUAAGUCAUUCCGCGACAGUCAUUCCAGUAACUCCUGUGACGGCAGUAGGAGUAUCUGGUCUUGUUCAGGGAUUGCAUCUCUCAUCAGGUGUUCAAAGUUCUGUCGGGGCUUCUUCCACACCGACACCAGUUAGAUCUCGAGGCUCUACAUUGCCGAGUACAACACCGAAUCCUUCAUUGGAGAGGAGAACUCCCAGUCAAGAGCCUUCUGGGAGCACGAAAAUCACAGUCUCUCAGCCAGCUCCGACAAUAGUUACUGAAAUUGCCAAAGUGAUGGGGGAGGUCAAAAGUAUGAUCGGGGAUAUGAGGACUGGCGAUAGUAUUGGUAUCGGUGGUAUCAAAGCAGCUGUGUCUGAUGUGUUGGCUCAAGGAAGAAACAUGCAGGGCCGUACAUCUAAGUCCACAGGGAAGUCCAAGGCUUCACGCGUUGCUGCUGCAGACCUUGAUGCAUCUAGUGGUUCGCCGUUGGCCAGAGUUAGUAAGCAAAAAGUAGGGGGUUCGGCAUCCAAAGCGGGCACGCGCACCAGUACUGAUCUUGUUUCAGAAAAGCUUCUGUCUACUACAGGUUCUCCCACCAGUAGAAGUUCUGCUGCUGACAACACCAAUGUUGGUAGCAAAUCUGCUUCUUUAGUAGCACCGUCUGCAACUAAACUUGCGUCUAUGGCAUUGCCAGCUGGAAUUGACACGUUGAAGUCAGCCAUUGAGAGUGGGAGCUUGGCCAUCGGGAAGCACAGUCCAGCAGAGGCAAAGGGUUUCGAAACUAAACGGGUAAGCACAGGACGAGUCUCUGCAAGUUCAAAAGUAGCUCCAGAAAAAUCAGCAGCUACGUCUUCGCGGGAAACUGUGACAGCGCUGGGGCCUCAGCCUCUGACGGGCCAGUCAACUGCUAAAUCUUCUAAAGUCCAUAAAGCAAGUUCAGAGCAGGAAAUUGUUAAAACUCCAGUACCCUCCAUGCUUGAGAAACCGCUACCUAAGGCCAGGCCUUCUAGGGCAGGGAGCUCAUCAGUCUCUGCGUCUGCUUCAACUUUGGAGACUACAAAGACGGAUGUGACAGAUAGUACAGCUCGUGGUCUACCUGGAGUGGCAGCUUUAGCGACAAUUGCACCUCCAGUCGUUCCAAUAACUUCGGAGGGGGAAACAGGUACACUGAAGGGUCCUGUGAAGGAAAUUCCGAGCACCUCAUCGACUACAGUUAUAAUGAGCAAUGAGAAGAGCAAGUUACAGGAGGUGAAGGCCAACGCUGGAUUAGAGUGUGGGAAGGACGAGGGAGGUAUGCCGUCUGAAGAGAAAAGUCUCAUCUCAGAGAGUGAGGUCGCAAGAAAACCAGAAAUUGAAGCUGCUAAGUCAGGUCCAACGGAUAAAAGAAAACGAGACGUGUUUUCUGGUCUACCUAAGAGUUCACCAUCUAACUUGGAUCAACCGAAUCUUAGACCUUCAGUAAAAUCAAGCACUGGCUCUGAAUCAAUACCGAUGCCAGCAGAAACAGGCAAUAAGGGGUUGGCAAGUGCUGGAUUAGUACAAAGUAAGGCAGUUGACAAGCCGAACCAUGUUGCAGGUGUUGAGCUCUUGAGUGCACCCUCCGUUGUUGGAAGAGAGAGCGUGAAAGGUGCACCCUCUGUGGGCCCGAUGAACACAGGGAUAUAUGAAGUUGCUUCCUCAAAAGUGACUGGUGCAGCAUCCUCAAAAGACGAGGUUGUUAGCAAUGCCGGCCAAAAUGCGGCUGUCUCUGCGGAUGGGUCUAAGAUAUCCAAAAGUAGUCUGGACGCACAUGGACAGCCGCAAGCAUCUGCAUUGCGCACACCCAUCUCGACUCAGAACUCUCCAAAGGAAAUGGAAGGAAGGACGUCUACUCCUGAUUUGAAGCAAUCUUCAAGUUUUGUUUCGCUGGGAACGCGAAAGGGCGUGAUUGCACUAGAUGUUCGUGGUGCAGAAAGAACUGGAUUAGCUCCGACGGUCAGAGAACCAGAUCAUCAGAAGGUCAGUGAUAGCACGCCAGAAAGUGUCGUGGAAAGUGUUGUGUCCGGAUCUCUCCUUUCUGUUUCCAGACCAAUUGAUCCAGUGACCUCACAACCUAGCCAAGGGGAGGUUCCUGCUUCUGUAUCUCCACCUGGACCUGUUGCUUCAGCUGUGCCGAUUGAUACAGCAUCGAGUGAUCUGAAGCUGUGUGAGGCAGAUGUUGUGUCUGGACCAAAGGCACCUGUUUACCAGUCUUCAUCACAUGUGGUUGCCAAAGUUGAUAGUAGAUCAGAGGAAGGGGCUAGUGGUUCUCACCUACCAAAGUCUAGUGGCGCCACUACAUCAAAUGUGCAACGUGAGGGAUGGAGAGGUGCCAUUUCUGCCUUAGUUUCAUCACUCUUAACACCUCCAGGAGAAACUCAAAAGUCCAGGCCAAACUUCUCCGAUUUGCUCAUAUCUAGAUCCGGAAGCUCCAGUGUGCAGUUACCCAAGCCUUCUGGAGAACCGCCUUUUGGGAAACCACCACAGAUAACGCAAGAUGUUAUACGAAAUGAGCCACUGCAGGAGGCUUUUAAGGCGCCGGAAAUCGUUGCAGCUAGUAAAUCUAGCUUCUUAAGUGAUGGAAGCGCAGAAAGAAACAAAUUGGCACCUCCAAAGCCAACACUUGUUACGGUCGAAAAGGAGCAGUCUGGUGCCCUGGAGAAAACCUUGCCACGUAAUGACUCUAUGGGAAAUCGGAAAGUAGUUCCUACUACCGCCGCAACGCAAACUCCAGCCUCCACACCUUUGGGAGACGUGAAGAUUAUUGGGAAUGUUUCUGAAGACCCUGUAGGGGUUGACCAAGAUAUGAAGCUGGAAGCGACUCAACCCGAAGGAAUUACCUUAUCAUCAGCACAUCCUGAGGGUACAGUUGUGAGCUUGAGUCCAGCAGCGGUUGCUCUAAGUAUCAUCGACAACGAGCCUAGUAUCAAUACUGGCGUUGACGGAAAGCAAAUACUCUCAGCAGAUACUUUGAAGAAUAUUCUGAAGAGUGAAAAAGAUUUACCAACCGUACAAGAUCGUGCAGAACAAUUGUCCAGCAUCGUAAGUGAGGAAGCUUCUUCGAUGAAAUUGGCACAUAGUCGUACUGAAGCGAAGACGGUCUCUGAGCCUCACGAUCGUAGCGUCCUAGAAACCGAUCUUGCCGUUGGUCAAGGUGGGAACUCUAAACUUGUUCUGUCAAUACUUGCUAAAAACCCUUCUGAUAUUCUGGACGGUACAGGAGUAGUUGCUAAAUCUUUGACUGCUAGUUUGAUCAAAGAUGAUUCCAGCUCAGUCCAGAAGCAGGAGCACCCUAUUGUACUUGGGUCAAAUGCCUCUGACCAACUCUCAAGUGCCUUAGUUUCACCGUGGAGUGAAGGCGCAGGAGUUGAUGUACCCUUCAAAGGAUGUGAAGGAUUUAGUUGUGUGAAACCUGGAUCUCCAGCUAUUGUUGGUGGCGGUAGGGACGAAGUAGGUAUCACUACUUCAGCCCUUGUGGAAGACACUGAAUGUGACGCUUCUGCUACCAACGAAAAAUUGGUUAUAGAUAGUGCUUCUAUGCAUCCCACUUCUCAACCUGUCAACAUAGAUACCUCUGUGGUGUCAACGAAACAUGUGCCAUCAAGAGAUGUAGUUUCGCCUUGUGCAGUAUCCAGUAUCGACCAGAACGCAACCUGUCCCGUCGUCAGCAUGGUAGUCGAUGAGGCUGUUGCUGCGAAAUCAAGUAUAGCUUUACCAGACUCGAAUUUACCUAAGGAGGAAGCUAGUCUUGAAGAAGUCAGCGAUAUGAGAUUGGACGAAAGAAGUGAUCAAAAGGCAGUCGUAGGGGACUCUCUCGACCAUCCUGAUCUAGAUCUUACAAAUGAAACAACAUCGAAACAACACCUUUCCGGUGCUACAGAUAUCUUUGCGACAGGUGGAAUGACUGUGUCGGGAGAGGGGGAGAACGUGGUGUUGUCACUUAUAACUUCAGCUUCAUCAAAGUCAGGUUCUUUGAAUGCGAAAAGCGGUACUGAAGUAGAUAUUGUUCCAUCGAAGAAUUCAACUGAGGGAUAUGUUGAUGGUGAUACAGAAAUAGGAUAUAUUCCGAAAUCCAGCAAUGCUGCUGAUGUCAAUGCUUCAGCCUUAGCGGAAAUCCCAUCAUACAAAACUGUGUUGAAUAGUUCCAGUUCAGAGCUUCCAGCCAUUGCAUCUGAACAAGCCUCGGGGGAUAUUUUACCGCUAUCUGAUGUGGAACCAACAAAUGUUGUUAGAGGUGAUAAAAGUGCGGAUCCUAAUAAUGCGUCAAAAGACGAAGAGGGAGUGAGCUGUGAACCUGCCGUAGUAACGUCACCCAGAGGUGUGGGAUCUACUGUUUCAACAGUUGACACUGGUCUUGGAAUUCCUCUUCAAGCAGGGAUAGCGUGUCUUGACCCCUCUGAUACGAAUCAGGCGGACCGACCCGAAGAUAUUAGUUCUGUCUCUGAGUCGCAAUCACGUUUAGCAAGAGCUUUUCAAGGAAACGCAAAUAUCGUUGAGUGGACAACUGCGAACGAAAAGAGCGAUGUGAAUCACUCAACCUUUAGCUCUGUUGAGAAGGAUGCGUAUCCUAUGAGCAUCAUCCAUGAACAUUCGAUUGUGGACAGAGAUCAAGCAGAUCCUUGUAUCCCAGAUUCGCCAAAGGCAGCCAUCACGCCUCAUCGUCAUGAGGAAUCCAGUUCUUUGGUAGUUUCUACAGAAGUGGUAGAUGGAGCUGCUGAAAUACGUACGACAGGUAGUCCUGAGAUUAGAGGAGUUAGAUCUGCGCAUUCACCUGGAUCAGCUCCAGAAGAGGUCAUGCAGGUGGUGUUAAAAGGCGUUAAUACCACCGAAGUUGUCAAUAGCAGUGAUGUUUUAUUAGCGAUUCCCAAGCAGAAAGGUCCUGACGAAAGCACCGAUCCUGUUUCGAUGGAGUCCAUUAGAGACGAUAAUGUGUCUAUCGAAUGUAGUGAAGGGGAGCCAACUAUCAGCAGAGUGUCGACAAGGACGUCUGAAAAGAUAGAUGGGGAAACUAGCCUUCCAAUCUUAGCUGAAUCCACUCACAGCAAACUCAAGCCCAACGAAGUGGGGUGUGCCAGUGACACUGUUGUGGUUGAGAUUCCAGAUAUGAUGCAGGAAAGCAAGUCAAUCUCGUUAUCCUCUAAUAUAGACAAGCAUAUCGAGCCGAUGGAACGCGAUGAAGGGGACACGCUCAUCGCAGUCGUUGCCGGGGAUAUUUUAGUUGUGGAAGAGUCGAAACUCGACAUCGUAAAGCCUGAGGUCCUGACAACUCCCACAAGCUUGAAAGAAGUUCUAGCAGAGGGUGAAGAAGAUAGAGUGGAGCGAUCGAGUUUAGAGCCCUCUCUGCUUGUUUCUGAAAUUGCCCAGCCUUUUGACCGUAGUCCCACUUCCAGACCUCCUGAUUUGUUUCAAGUAGGCAACAGUAGGCCAUUAAGUUCUGAGAUCCUCCCGAAAGCUCGUAGCGAGGCUGAAGGCGUAGAUGACGUAGAGAUGAUGAUACCAUCACCGACACCUAUCGAAGUCAUGCAGGUACUCGAAGUAGAAAGAUUACAAUCCACCGUAUCGAUCUCUGACGUAGAUUCAGUCUUAAAUGAUAAGGGUGAUUUUCAAAAAGAACGCGUGAAGGAUGUGUUGGAGGAGAGAGUUAUUGUUCCACACACAGAAGCUAUCGAUGAGUUCGAGGAGAGGGUUGCCAGUAGUAAUGCAGAUGACACUCAGGUGGUUACAGAUAUUAUUCACGUGAACUCCAAUUUGGACCAUGAAAAAGUCAAGCUUAAUGCCCGUUCAGUAGGUAGAAGCAUGGAUGGAUCCGAGCACGGUGAUGGAGGGUUUCACCCGCAGGAAGACUCCUCGAUGCAAGAGGUGAGAGAUGUAGCUGAAGACCGAUCAGGACUUAGUGGUGUGCCAGCCAUCGAAUCGCAUAUAGAGAGCAUGUACCAUCCAACCGUGAGGCCUAUCUUAGUUUGCGAAGGAGUGCAGCAGGAAUGCAGCGACCGAGAGGCUAAGAGCUCUGUAUCAACCACGGAAAACGCCACCUUGAAUGUAGGGAUAUGUAGGGAUGUGUUACUCGGAGAUUCUGUUGUACAAGCAGUCUUACCGCAUGUUCCCAUCACACAGGAAGAGAUUAAUGAGAGGUCUGGUGAAGAUUCUAGCCUAAAUGGUUCUUUACGGGUUGAGAAAAACAAUCAGGAGGGUAAAGCUGGGGAUUCAGCAUCUGAGGAUAUGACAGGAAACGCCUCUCCUACUGAGAAUGUCUUUGGUAUGGAAGCAGGAAACCUUACGGAGCAAACCAACCAACUUAUUGUAUCCGCUGACCGCAGCAUGGAGGGGCUUGUGGAUUGUAGUAAUUCUUUGAGACCAGACUCCGAAGUUUUGUUGGGAUUCAUCUCACAUCUUGAAGAGCAUAAGGAGGUGGAAGCAGGGAACACAGCCAAACAAGCCGAGGAAAUUACUAUGGCGGCUGAGCCUAAUAUUGAGGUGACUGUAGAAUAUAGUUCAGGUAUCAUUUGUUCACAUACCACGACAGGAGGUGUUAGGGAGGAUGUUGUUCAGUUCCACGAGGAGAACGUCAUUGAUAGCGCCGAAGGCAUGUCGAAAGACUUUCCCUCACCUGUGGAAGAAGGAAGGGAUCCUAUGGUGGGAGUAGCUAUUAAGGAAGUGGCAAAUACUGUUAGCAUUAGGCAGUCAGUCGUAGCGACAGAUGUAGAAGAUCCCAUGGACAUUACCCCAUGUAAUGAUGUAGUUGAGGAAGAACUUCUUGCAGGAGAUACCAGUCCUGUUUCGAAACCAGUGAUUGUAUCGAACAACCCUGUAGAGUCUAGAAACAUACUCUGUGAAACUGUAGAGGUCGUAAGGGAAGAUUUCAGAUCCACGAAUCUGGAAUCGAGUUUUGUUGUAGCUGUAGACUAUAAGGAUCAUUCUUCUUCAUCGGUAACAGGGAGUGAAAUGGCUAAAAUGGAUGAGCCUGUAGAAGGAUCAACCGAAUCAAAACUUGUUACCGACAUAGAUAUACCUGCACCAAUUCUUCUAGAGACCGAUGGGGUGGUGCUGGAAACUGCUGCAGUCGGUUUGGAGAACCUUGACAAUGACGGCAUGAGUGGCUCUAGCGAGUCUACUACCAAAGAUGCAACGGAAGAUAGCAUUGCUUUGACAAACCAAUCAACCUGUGCUGCAGUGAUAAUGGAUUGUAGUUACGGAGGGAGUGGUGAUGUAGCCUCCGGAGAUGGGUCUGGAAAUUCUCUCCUCAGUUCAGAGACAAGUCGGCUAACCGAUACUGUUGAAGCUGACAGAGACAUCUUGGUUUGUACUGACCAAGGUGGGAAUAAAGCAUCGCUAGAAAAUGAUGAUAACCAAGUACCAGGAAUGGGACCUAAUGAAGGAGAGGCAGUAAGUAUGGCUGACCUUGUUCCAUUUGAAACUGUGUCCGAUUUCUUGGUAAGGGAAGCUGUUGAAGGCGGUUCAGCUCAGAGGGGAACGGCCAUGUUGGUUGCCACGCCGACGACGGGGAUCAGUGACAUGGCUGAAGAAGCCUUGAAGCCGGCUGUAGUUAUUACCUCAAAUGACACUGCUCGUUCUGAUGAGCAAAGCCCAGGAUCUAGUAAGUUCAAGUCGAUCUGUCCUAUUGGUUUACUGGGUGAAGAGGCCAGCGACUUCAUUCGGGAAGCCGUCCAAGAGAUCAGGGUGAUAACCUCAGUGGUAUGUAAUCAACCAGCCUUAGAAAGUAGGGAGGGGGAGACAAUGGAUGCGAUUGGUUCAUACACCGAUACCUCCUUAGAUAAUCCUUCAGGCACCGUCACUGGUACUGAUCCCGCAGAUGUGCGACCUACAGAACUUAAGGCAGAGAUGACUAUGUCAAUCGACACAUCUACUGAGGAGCUCGCGGAUGGGGCCGAUGAAGCUGUGGAAGAGUCUGGUUUGAAAUCCACCAAUAUUUUUGGUGGAAGUGAUGUAGAUAGUUUAGCUCUGAGUACAAACAGUGGGGUGUUGCCUUCUAUCUCAGAGUGUCAAUUAUUGCGGACCGAUUGCAGUGAUGAAGCACCUGUCACAUCAAUUUCCACAGCCGGGUUAGACUCGUCUUCGUCUCCGAACGAGCCAGAUCAGAUAGUAUUGGAAGUCGGAGCUGAUGAAGGGGUGACUCUCAAGGGUUUGCUAAGAGAGGAGAGUGAGGUCCGUAAUAGUCUUGCCGUAGACGUCCAUGCAGUUGAACAUGGUGACGUUGAGGAAGGACUUAAGAGUGCAGAGCCUAAAUCUGAGCUGGACCCUAGGUCUAGAGAUUCUGUAGAUGUUGUUGAUGCUCAUUUAUCCCAUGUUUACGCAGCUUCAGAAAGUGAUAAGUUAUCUGGCGUAAAGGAGUUGGUGCUACCUGUAGAGGCAGAAUUCAAAACGAACCGUCUUGAAGAAACUACAAGCCCUCAACCUCUGGGGAACGAAUGUAAUAUACCUAUGGAAGAGCCCGAUCUCAUGGAUGUAGAUGUAAAUGUGCCCUCUGGGCCUGUUGUGUCUUCUACCGAUGUCGAGCGCCUCCUAGAGAAGACAGGGGAUAUUUUACUGUCUACAGCAAAUUUAGGUAGUGAACCUACGCCAAUGGACUGUAAUCAAGAUAACCGUGAUGUGGGAAAGAUUCAUCGGAAGGCCGAAGAUGUGUCCCCAUCAGAUGUUGAAGAUGGGGAGGGAGUUGUAGUCAGCGAGCCAAGUGUCGCAGUGAUGGGAACAGAUGCGGACGUCGUCCUUACAGGCGAGGAAGGAUAUCACUCCAGCGUAGUAGGUCAGUGUCUGAAAACUGUGGAUUCAUCUUCAGUGCCGAUUGUGGCUGAAGAUACCUCUCCGACCGCCUCGUGCAUUGCACUGGAGCAGAAUGUGGAAGCUGUUGAGGGUCUGACCCAAGAGAGUGUUGCAAAUCCUAACCUCAUCAACUCAGAAGCUGAGCUCUCAUGUGUACCUUCAGUGGUCGUUGACUCUGUUUUGAUUGUAUCACCUGAUGUAGAUGUAAAUGUGUCCUCUGGGCCUGUCGUAUCUUCUACCGAUGUUGAGCGCCUCCUAGAGAAGAGAGGGGAUAUUUUACUGUCUACAGCAAAUUUAGGUAGUGAACCUACGCCAAUGGACUCCAACCAAGAUAACCGUGAUGUGGGAAAGAUUCAUCGGAAGGCCGAAGAUGUGUCCCCAUCAGAUGUUGAAGAUGGGAAGGGAGUUGUAAUCAGCGAGCCAAGUGUCGCAGUGAUGGGAACAGAUGCGGACGUCGUCCUUACAGGCGAGGAAGGAUUUCACUCCAGCGUAGUAGGUCAUUGUCUGAAAACUGUGGAUUCAUCUUCAGUGCUGAUUGUGGCUGAAGAUACCUCUCCGACCGCCUCGUGCAUUGCACUGGAGCAGAAUGUGGAAGUUGUUGAGGGUCUGACCCAAGAGAGUGUUGCAAAUCCUAACCUCAUCAACUCAGAAGCUGGGCUCUCAUGUGUACCUUCAGUGGUCGUUGACUCUGUUUUGAUUGUAUCACCUGCUUUCCGUGCAGACAUUAGUGAACCCGCGGAAGAUGAUACAAAAAUGGGAUCUCUUUCUUUAAUAACAACGUAUGAUUCAGAUGAUGAAAGUCCUAGUCAAACAGAGCAGGUCUCAGAGGAUAAGGGUCCCUGUGCACUGGCUACUCAAACAAGGUCCACAGCGUUGAUGGAAAGCGGCUCUGGUCCGUCAGAAACAGCUGAUAGGUCCACAACUGUCGGUGGUACUGCAUGCGACAGUGGAGAUGCUGUUGAAGCACCUUGUACGGAGAACCAAGAUCUGUUAGAACAUUCAGCGGAGGUUCAAACUUCUCUACUUAUGAGUGUACAACAGGACCAGGUGGGAGGCAAACCCGCCAGCGAUGAUGGGUGUACAACAUGUACCACCGCAAACUUGGUCGUUGCAUCUAGUCUUCUUAGACAAGAGACUAGUCAUGUAGCAGCAACUCCUCUCAGCGGUGAGGAAAUCAGUAAGAGAAUUUUGACUUCAAGUUCUCCACCAGGUUUGAGACCAGAUACAGAGAUGUUAGAUGGAGAAGAUAACGAUGCAUCUAAAGCGGCCGUGGUCUCUGUGGAGGCCGUAACAGAACCAAUGCCCGUUUCACUAGCCGGAGAUGUUCCCGAUGUUACAGACAAAGUAACCAGAGAAUCACUUAAUUUAAGUGGAGGGAACGAGGUGGCUCCACUCCUGAUUUUAAGUGAACCUAUUUGUUUAGAGAUUGGGGAAUCACAUGAGUUGAUUUUAAGCAGCAAUCCGCUUAUCGAGAAUUUGUUCGCUGAAAGUGGAAGAUGCAGCUCUAUUGCGGCAGUGGAGUCUCAAGAAGAGAUUGUGAAUAUCCAUUCCUCAGUCACCGUUGAACUGCCUUUAAGCAUAGAUAGUUCCGGAAGUUCACAUGACUCUGAGAAAUUGGAGCACAGCCAGGAAACCGUGGAUAAGUCUGGGCCUGCCGUCGUGAUCCCCCAUGCAGUCAGCAUUCUUGAGCACGGAGGUUGUGAAGGUGUUGUGGUAUCCCCAACCUAUAUCGGUAAAGACAGUCCCACUGUGUUGUUAUUAGAGGAAGAUCUUCAGCCUCAUCGUGAACCAACUACAACGUUUAGUGUGGAUCCUAGCCAGAUCACUCCAUCUGUGUGUGACGAAAUUCCUUCAGAUAUGUGUAUCGAUACGGGCAAUUCACCAGUGGAUGAAUCGAAGCCGAUAGCAGGAGCUCCUUCAGAAAUCAGAGAGGGUGUGAAACUUGUCACCAAUACCUCCUUAGACAGCACUUCGGUUGACAUUGCUGCGUCUGAGGUGCUGGUUUCCACUGCUGGCAUUUCAAGUGAGGAGCCGUCAACUGCAGUCAUGAAGACUCCAACUUCUCAGGAAGUAGCUUCGAUGGAGGUUACUCGUGAAGAUAUAUAUAUUCCUCGUGAAGAUGGUGAGACUUCUUCAGGUUUGGAGUCAUGUGUUGCAUGUAGUAACCAGCCUUCAACUGCAGACGUGAAGACACCUCUGGGGAACAUGCAGGACGAACCUAUGGUGGAGAUUACCGCAGAGAUUACGAAUUCCAAACCUGAAACCUCUUUUGAGGAUGGUGAGACUCUUACAGGUUCGCAGGGUUUUGUUCCAUCUAGUACGCAGCCCUCAACUGCCAACGUGAGGACUCCUCUGGGGGACGAGCGAGACGAACCUAUGGUGGGGAAUAACGCAGAGGUUACGGAUUCCAAAUCUGAAAUCCAUUGUGAAGACGUUGAGACUCUUACAGGUUCGCAGGGUUUUGUUCCAUCUAGUAUGCAGCCCUCAACUGCAAACGUGACGACUCCUCUGGGGGACGAGCGAGACGAACCUAUGGUGGAGAUUACCGCAGAGGUUACGGAUUCCAAAUCUGAAAUCCCUUGUGAAGACGGUGAGACUCUUACAGGUUCGCAGGGUUUUGUUCCAUCUAGUACGCAGCCCUCAACUGCAAACGUGAGGACUCCUCUGGGGGACGAGCGAGACGAACCUAUGGUGGAGAUUAACGCAGAGGUUACGGAUUCCAAAUCUGAAAUCCCUUGUGAAGACGGUGAGACUCUUACAGGUUCGCAGGGUUUUGUUCCAUCUAGUACGCAGCCCUCAACUGCCAACGUGAGGACUCCUCUGGGGGACGAGCGAGACGAACCUAUGGUGGAGAAUAACGCAGAGGUUACGGAUUCCAAAUCUGAAAUCCCUUGUGAAGACGGUGAGACUCUUACAGGUUCGCAGGGUUUUGUUCCAUCUAGUACGCAGCCCUCAACUGCCAACGUGAGGACUCCACUGGGGGACGAGCGAGACGAACCUAUGGUGGAGAUUACCGCAGAGGUUACGGAUUCCAAAUCUGAAAUCCCUUGUGAAGACGGUGAGACUCUUACAGGUUCGCAGGGUUUUGUUCCAUCUAGUACGCAGCCCUCAACUGCAAACGUGAGGACUCCUCUGGGGGACGAGCGAGACGAACCUAUGGUGGAGAUUAACGCAGAGGUUACGGAUUCCAAAUCUGAAAUCCCUUGUGAAGACGGUGAGAAUCUUACAGGUUCGCAGGGUUUUGUUCCAUCUAGUACGCAGCCCUCAACUGCAAACGUGAGGACUCCUCUGGGGGACGAGCGAGGCGAACCUAUGGUGGAGAUUAACGCAGAGGUUACGGAUUCCAAAUCUGAAAUCCCUUUUGAAGACGGUGAGACUCUUACAGGUUCGCAGGGUUUUGUUCCAUCUAGUACGCAGCCCUCAACUGCAAACGUGAGGACUCCUCUGGGGGACGAGCGAGACGAACCUAUGGUGGAGAUUAACGCAGAGGUUACGGAUUCCAAAUCUGAAAUCCCUUGUGAAGACGGUGAGACUCUUACAGGUUCGCAGGGUUUUGUUCCAUCUAGUACGCAGCCCUCAACUGCAAACGUGAGGACUCCUCUGGGGGACGAGCGAGACGAACCUAUGGUGGAGAUUACCGCAGAGGUUACGGAUCUUGAAGAUCGCGAGUCUCCUGCAGGUGUGCAGUCAUUUGUGCAGCCGUCAACUGCAGAUUUGAAGUCUUCUUUGGGUGAGAAGCAGGACGAAUCCAUGUUGGAGAGUACCUCCGAAAAUUCCAAAGCUGAAAAUCCUUGUCAAGAUGGUGAGAUUCUUUCAGGAUUGCAGCCAUUAGCUGAAUCUAUUAUGCAGUCUUCUACUGCUGGCUUGAAGGCUCUUUCGGAAGAGAAGCAGCUUCAACCUCUGGUGGAGGCUGCUUCCGGGAAGGUUAGCGGUUUAGACACUGGUAGUCUUCCAGUUGUGAACCAAGCUGCCUCCAUUAUGCAAUCAUCCGCAGACAUGAAGCAUGGGGAACUUGUGACGGUGAAGGCUGACGUAGAGGUUAUGAAUGCAGAUGGUGAGAGUGUUUCAGUUUUGGAUCCACUCAUCUCUGGUCUGCCGGUAUCAUCUGCAGACGGGAAGACUCCUCAUCACAGGCCAGAGGACUCCGAAAUAGCUGCUAUUGUGGAAUCAACACCUCAAAGUCCUUCAAAUGGUGAUGAGAGUCUUUCAGUUUUGCAUCCAUCUGUCUCCGGAAUGCAGCCAUCAUCUGCAGACGUGAAAGUUCUUCCCGAUGACAAGCAAGGGGAUUCUGUGGUUGAGAUUGCUUCAUCACGAGCUACGGAAUCAAAGUCUCAAAGUUCUUGUGACGAGGGUGGAAAUUUUUCAGCUUUGCAACCAGUCGAGUCCACUAUUGAGCCAUCAACUGCAGUCGUGAAGAUACCUGCUGAUGACAAGGUUGAAGAACUUCUGGUCAAGGUGGAUACCAACCGUGAAGGUGCUAGUGGAAACCUUCAUGAACAUGGUUCUUCAGCUUUGCAACCAGUUGUUGCUACCGGGGCGGAGCCAUCACUAGCAAACGACAAGAAUCUGGUCGAAAACAAGCUGGAGGAAUCUGUUGUGGAUCUUGCAGCAGAGGAUGUGGAUUCCAGAACUGGGAGGACAAGCCAAAAGUCGCACGAAGAAGCUGAUCUUUCAUCAGCUUUGCAAGAUGACUCUGUAACCAGCGGGCAGCCAUCCACAUCAGACAAGAUUACUUUCAAGUCUGACAAGCAAGAGAAGCCUGUUGAGCUUGACCUAGUCUGAAGAAAUCGUUCACACUAGUGGCAGGUAAUUGGCAGACGUUGCAAGGUGUGAGUUGAUCUUGUGAAGAUGGAUGGGAAGAACACGUGAAUGUUAUGCUUCAUCUUACUGUCGGAUGAACAGACUUAGCUGGCACCGGUGCUCGAGCAAUACGACUUCCGACUGUAGCCUGAGCAAGGUACUGCACCAUUGUCUUUCUAGACAAGGAUAGACUUUGAGCAUUUUGGGUUCCAUUUCAUUCAACUCAUUCUGAGAGUCAAUAAUCUCUCUGGGAGGUGAAUGAAACCAGAGAGAGCCGGCAGAUGUAAUUCUUAGCAUGUGAUCAUAGAGGUGGUUUGAAGCAUGAAAUUUGCCAUGCACAUGGCGUUUGCAAAGCUCCUUGCAACGUCUGUGUUUCAUGCUUUUCAUGGAACCCACCAAGAUCAUUAGUGUAUUUAUCAAUUUGCCCUUGCAUAUUCACAACCCCAUAAACUAUACAAGGGUUGUGAUUUUCGUAUGUGAACUCAAGUUUUGGCCCUAGUAGCUUUCUUGUAUUUAAUUGUGCUGUCUCAACCAUUGGAAUCUAGGGCCAGUGCAAAUGUUUUUGAGUAGCACAUGUACCAAUGAUCUUCUGUCAAUAUAAUGCAGUAUGAUAUCUCUAUUAACUAAUUGAGAUAUCCAUUUCUCAC
Messenger RNA from Marchantia polymorpha subsp. ruderalis, 25870 nucleotides. The record is from the annotation of a GenBank genome assembly. Lineage: Eukaryota; Viridiplantae; Streptophyta; Marchantiopsida; Marchantiales; Marchantiaceae.